Molecule: messenger RNA, 1524 nt
Organism: Eublepharis macularius
Lineage: Eukaryota; Metazoa; Chordata; Lepidosauria; Squamata; Eublepharidae
Gene: TRA2B
Product: transformer 2 beta homolog
Exons: 9
Coding region: 80-988 (302 amino acids)
Biological process (GO): positive regulation of mRNA splicing, via spliceosome
Cellular component (GO): spliceosomal complex
Molecular function (GO): RNA binding
Source: RefSeq, a predicted model, not a curated record
CCUCUGCGGAGAAGGCUCGCGAACGGAGGGUUCGGUGGUAGCAACCGUGGUCGGUGUCCGGCGCUCCGAGGUCGAGAGGAUGAGUGACAGCGGGGAACAGAACUACGGCGAGCGGGAAUCCCGUUCCGCUUCCAGAAGCGGAAGUGCUCAUGGUUCUGGCAAGUCUCCAAGGCAUUCGCCUGCUAGAUCUCGAUCCAAGGAGGGUUCCAGGCGAUCUAGGUCAAAGUCUAGAUCAAGAUCUGAAUCUCGAUCCAGAUCAAGGAGGAGUUCUCGUAGACAUUAUACAAGGUCACGAUCACGUUCCCGAUCCCAUAGGAGGUCCAGAAGCAGAUCUUACAGCCGCGACUAUCGUCGUCGACACAGCCACAGCCAUUCUCCUAUGUCUACUCGCCGGCGUCAUGUUGGCAACAGAGUAAGGCUGUCAUCGCAGCAGUUGAUCAGAGAUAAUUCAGCUGCAAAUCCAGACCCAAACUGUUGUCUUGGUGUUUUUGGGUUAAGCUUGUAUACAACAGAGAGAGAUCUGAGAGAGGUAUUCUCCAAAUAUGGUCCAAUUGCUGAUGUUUCUAUUGUAUAUGACCAGCAGUCUCGACGUUCAAGAGGAUUUGCCUUUGUGUACUUUGAAAGUGUUGAUGAUGCUAAGGAGGCAAAAGAGCGUGCCAAUGGAAUGGAGCUUGAUGGGCGAAGGAUCCGUGUUGAUUUCUCAAUAACUAAAAGGCCUCACACGCCUACUCCUGGAAUCUACAUGGGGAGACCUACUUACGGUAGCUCCCGACGAAGAGAUUAUUAUGACAGGGGUUAUGAGAGAGGCUAUGAUGACCGUGACUACUACAGCAGAUCGUAUAGAGGAGGAGGAGGAGGAGGAGGAGGGUGGCGAGCUGCCCAAGACAGGGAUCAGAUGUACAGGAGGCGAUCACCAUCUCCAUAUUACAGCCGAGGGGGCUACAGAUCUCGCUCCCGGUCUCGGUCCUAUUCACCUCGUCGCUAUUGAAGCGUGGAACUGAAGGUUUUGUAGCUACAUGCAGUGCUUUUGAGAUUGCAAACUUGUGGACAAUAAUUUGUCACUUUUGUUCAAGUUUAAUAGUGCCUAGUGAAUAGGUGACUUUUACACCUUUUAUGGAGACUGCUUUUGGUGAAGUUUUAAGAAGCUGUUUCAUUCUGCAUAUUUGUGUAGUUGGUGCUUCAUUCAGAGUUGUGUUUUGAGAAAAGUAUGUCUUCUGCAUGUGUUAGUCUGAACGUUGCAGAAAGAUUUCUAUUGUCCAAAAUUCUUCAUUUAAUUUUUUAUAGUUUCCAGGGUAUUUUGAAGAUCAAAACCUGUACAAUAUGCUUUCAGAUGGUGGCAUAAUAAAGUUUUUUUUUUACUUACUUUGGAGCCCAUAUCUCAUACUUAUCCAAAGUGUGAGUUGGAGAAGGAACAAAAUUACUUGAAAGCUGUAUCCACAAUUCUGUACCAUAAACUCUUCCCUCUCAGUUACCCUCUAUAAUAUGAAGUCAGAAUAAAAGUCCAUGUUGUACCUUUCUAUUUCA